AUGCACCAGGGGUAUGUGGGCAACAAGGCGGCGGUCUUCCCCCUGCAACUGCUGGGCUUCGAUGUGGACCCAAUCAACUCCGUGCAGCUCUCCAACCACACUGGGUACCCCACGUGGAAGGGGCAGAUUCUGGAUGGAGAGCAGCUGGGGGCGCUGAUAGAGGGCGUGGAGGCCAAUGGGCUGCUCUUCUACACGCACCUGCUCACCGGUGGCUCCUCUCCUUCUAUUUUCUCCCUCACACACUUUCCUUUCCCCCCUCUCUCCCUCUUUCCCUCCCUCCUUCCCUCCCUCUCUCCCUCUUUCCCUCCCUCCUUCCCUACAUUGACUCAAUCUGCUCCUCAUUCUCUCAGCUCCUCUCCUUCCAUUCUCUGCCUCACACACUUUCCUUUCCCCCCUCUCUCCCUCUUUCCCUCCCUCCUUACCUCCCUCUCUCCCUCUUUCCCUCCCUCCUUCCCUCCCUCUCUCCCUCUUUCCCUCCCUCCUUCCCUCCCUCUCUCCCUCCUUUCAUCAGAAGCUGUGCUCGCACGAACCUUGCAGCACCGCUCUCCACCUCUGGACGGCACCGAGUCCUCUCCCACUCCCCCCACUCCCAAGCGCCUGGAGCUCUGCCUCGUUCAGAGCCGUGAUGACUAUAUAAGCCCGCCUGUUGUGUUACGUGCACAAGCGGUUGAAAGCGGUGUAGAUGGUUUGGAUGGAUUGCAAGAUGGUGAAAGUGCCUUGGUGAGCAGUGACAGUGUAGGGGUGCUGCAGGAUAAGGGAGUUGAUGCUCAGCUGACAACUGAGAGCUGA
Closterium sp. NIES-65 is the source of this 789-nucleotide messenger RNA. The record is from the annotation of a GenBank genome assembly. NCBI's taxonomy places the organism in Eukaryota, Viridiplantae, Streptophyta, Zygnematophyceae, Desmidiales, Closteriaceae.